AUGGCACAUAAUCAUUGUCAUGGUCAUCAUGAUCACGACCAUAGCGAUGCCGAAGACAUUGGCAUCCAGUAUAACCUUUACCAAAAAAUUGAUAAGGAGAAUUUGCAAUGUUUAAAUGAAAGUGUUGAAGGUUCUGGCAAAACUGUCUUUAAACCGUGGGAGAAACGUCUUGAUAGAUCUCAAUAUGUUGAAAGUGACGCAGAUGAAGAAUUACUAUUUAAUAUACCUUUCACAGGAAAUGUGAAGCUUAAAGGAAUAAAAAUAUCUGCAGAAGACACUGACUGCCAUCCUGCUGUGUUAAGAUUAUUUAAAAAUAAACCCAAUAUGACAUUUGAUGACGUAACGAUGGAACCGGAUCAAGUUUUUCAACUUCAAAAGGAUAGUGCAGGAGUUUUAGAGUAUGCACCAAAAAUAGUCACAUUUUCGUCAGUUACCCAUUUGACAAUGCAUUUUCCAUCCAAUUUCGGUGCAGAUACAACAAAAAUUGAUUAUAUUGGACUAAAGGGGGAGUGGACUCAGGGGCACAGACAUGGAGUUACCAUUUGCACUUACGAAGUUAGACCUAAUCUUGAUGAUCAUAAAUUAAAAAAUGAAGAUUCUGUAUCCCGACAAAUUGAAUAA
Messenger RNA from Arctia plantaginis, 621 nucleotides. Lineage: Eukaryota; Metazoa; Arthropoda; Insecta; Lepidoptera; Erebidae. The record is from the annotation of a GenBank genome assembly.